Psilocybe cubensis is the source of this 516-nucleotide messenger RNA. RefSeq lists its product as uncharacterized. Gene Ontology annotation, biological process: chromatin remodeling. The record is from RefSeq and is a predicted model, not a curated record. The transcript has 6 exons. Gene Ontology annotation, cellular component: Ino80 complex. Lineage: Eukaryota; Fungi; Basidiomycota; Agaricomycetes; Agaricales; Agrocybaceae. The coding region runs from base 1 to 516 and encodes 171 amino acids.
AUGAAUCACUAUGUAAGAGCAGCCGACACUGGUUACUUCGGCAAGGUUUACUCAAUCUUACACAGGCCUCCUAAAGGCGGAUUCAAGAAAAAGGCAACUGGGGAUGCUUCAAAUCCCACCUCUCCAAACCCUCGUCCGUUCAAAAAUCCGAACUACACCAAGAACGUCAACCGUAGGGCGAAGAACCUUAAGGCAGUCCUUGGGCAGGAGCGAGAGCGUGAGAGAGCAGAGAGGGAGGCAAGGCGUAUUAAACGAGAAGAGGCUUUGAAAACGAAUCCGAGCGCUGCAGCAGACAUUCCGGAGGAUGCGCCCACUUAUACCACGAUUGAGGCGCCCCCUUCAGUAAUACCCCAUAAACAUCUCUGCGAUAUUACGGGCCUAGAGGCACCCUAUACAGAUCCAGCAACUGGCCUCCGCUACCACGAUAAAAGCGUUUAUGAGAUCAUAAAAGGGCUGAGUACAAGCAUUGCAAAAGACUACUUGUCAGCUCGGGGUGUGGUUUCUAUUGUCAAGUAG